Messenger RNA from Danio aesculapii, 468 nucleotides. RefSeq names its product olfactory marker protein b (gene ompb). The record is from RefSeq and is a predicted model, not a curated record. The transcript has a single exon. NCBI's taxonomy places the organism in Eukaryota, Metazoa, Chordata, Actinopteri, Cypriniformes, Danionidae. The coding region runs from base 1 to 468 and encodes 155 amino acids. Gene Ontology annotation, biological process: sensory perception of smell; signal transduction.
AUGUCUCUGGAGUUGACGUUUAAUCCUGAUGUCCAGCUGACGGAGAUGAUGCGUCUGCGCGUUCAGUCUCUCCAACAACGAGGACAGAAACGCCAAGAUGGAGAACGUCUCCUUAAGUCCAAUGAGCACAUCUACAGUCUGGACUUCUCCGAACAGGCCUUGCAUUUCACCCGCUGGAACAUACGCAUUUCCAACCCGGGACGCCUGAACAUCAUCGCCACCUCCCAGCUCUGGACGCCCGACCUCACGCACCUGAUGACCCGGCAGCUCCUGGAACCCACUGGGCUCUUCUGGAGAAGCGCAGACGACGAGACCAUUCAGUGCUAUGAGGCAGACGCACAGGAAUUUGGUGAAAGGAUAGCAGAGCUGGCCAAGGUGCGAAAGGUGAUGUAUUUCCUGUUCGCCUUUGAAGACGGCUUGAGUCCGGAGAGCGUUGAGUGCUCCAUUGAAUUCCAGACCUCCAAGUGA